Orbicella faveolata is the source of this 952-nucleotide messenger RNA. Its product is annotated as Golgi-associated plant pathogenesis-related protein 1-like. Gene Ontology annotation, cellular component: extracellular region. The record is from RefSeq and is a predicted model, not a curated record. NCBI's taxonomy places the organism in Eukaryota, Metazoa, Cnidaria, Anthozoa, Scleractinia, Merulinidae.
AUGCGGAUCCGCAAAGCCUCUAAGCAAAGCUUCCCUUCACUCCCAGCGCAACAANAGUCAGUCAGUCAGUCAGCCAGUGAUCCAAUUGCUCUGUAUAAUGACUCCUUUCAUUUAUUUCAUUUACCUGUAGGUUCUUUGAACUGUAAACAGCAGUCACUGUUAUGGCAUAAUUACUACAGAAACAUUCAUCAGGUUGGCAAUGUAACAUGGUCAAGUAAGCUGUUUAAAAAAGCCAGGACAUGGGCGGUUUAUUUGGCCAAUAACAAUCUAUUUAUCCACGAAAAAGAUGAUCCUGGAAAUCUUUUCCUGUCUGCAGGAAAACCUAAAGAACCAUGCGCCAGGGCUGUCCAGCUAUUUUACACUGAGGAGAAAAACUACGAUUACAAGACGCCGGAGGUCUUUAAUGGUGCCGGGCACUUCACUCAGGUUGUUUGGAAAAACACGAAGGAAAUUGGCGCAUUCAGCAAAGAAAGAAACGACGGUAAAACUGUCGUGGUGGUCAAAUAUUCUCCCCCUGGAAACGUCCAGGGUUAUUUCGCUAAAAACGUCUUCCCUCCGAGAAAGCCGACAACAGUGACAAGACCUACGAUUACAAAAACUGAUAACUCGACGGUCACUACCCUUACUUCACCGGGACCGAAACCAGACGUUAGAGCAGGUGCCAUGAGUGUAAAAGGCAGGAGAGGGAUACAUUUUGUUAUGCAGUUCGGACUCUUAGGUUUUUUGAUUAUUAAGACACUUUACGUGGAUUGAAACGUGAAAUAACAUUCCAAGUUUUAGCAAGCGGAAGGUUCUAACCUUGUGAGAAAAAAGCUUUGAUAUUCAACUCGUAACAAUUCUAAACUGAUGAUGACUCUACUGUCUCUAAUUAACUAAUUGUUGCUCAGCUUUGAAUAAAUAGCAGUAUUUAGAGAAGAAGCCACAUCAGCCCCAGCUGGUUUUCACGCGGAUC